AUGGCGGCAUUAGGGGUGGGAAGAAAUUACUUUUUUAAUUGUUGGACGUGGGUGGAGGUGGCGUUGGCAUGGCGUAAUGGACGAGAUGGAAUUGCUGGAAUUGGUAUCUUUUGGAGGUUGGGGAUGGGUGAGGCAUCCAUUGGCGUCUUCUGCAUUUAUGCUUGCAUCUAUGUUUGUGUGCUGCCCGGCGCUGCAGAAAUGGUUUCCAGAACUGCCCAGAGAUGUAAGCUCUCACCUAUAUUUAUACACCUAAAAUCCAAAUCCCCAACUCAAUUUGAAACCCCAACCCCUCAUCAAAAAUUCAAAACAGACUGUAAAAUCGACACCAAUGAUGCAUUAACCUGCUUUUAUAAUAUGCUCAGAAUGAAACCAUCGCCACCCAUAUGGUCAUUUAACAAAUUGCUAGGCUCUGUUGCCAAAACCAAGAAUUAUCAAGACGUCAUUUUUAUGUACCAGCGGAUGGUUGAAGUUGAUGUAUUGCCGGAUAUUAGUACAAUUAAUGUUUUGCUCAAUUGUUACUGUUGCUUGAAUAGGGUUGAUAUUGGUCUUGCUGUUAUGAGUGGGGUUUUUAAGAGAGGGUAUAAUCCAACUAUUUUUACUUUCAAUUCAUUGUUUAAGGGGUUAUGUAGGAGUGGAAAUUCUGAAGUGGCACUACGGAUGCUCGAGGAAGUGGAGAACGGGAAGGGAAUGUCUGAUUUUAGGCCUAAUUUGAUUUGUUAUAACACGCUUAUUGACGGCCUCUGUAAAGAGGGGCUGUUGAACAAGGGUAAACAAUUGUUUUUGCAGAUGAAGGAUGGGGGAAUUAUGCCAGACUUGGUUACAUAUAGUGGUUUAAUUCGUGGUUUUUGCAAGGGCAAUGAGAUUGAUGAUGCAAGGGAGUUGUUUGUUUCGAUGGAGGUUAAAGGCUAUAAGCCAGAUGUUGUAAGCUACACCGUGUUAAUUAAUGGAUAUUGCAAGUACCAAAAAUUGGAAGAGGCCAUGAGGCUUUUCGAAGAAAUGAUAUGCAAAGAAUACAAGCCAAAUGUUAUUACAUUCAACACUUUGUUGAUUGGUCUAUUUCAAGUAGGUAAAGUUGAGGAUGCACAGGAACUUUUUGCAAAAAUGAAAGUCCAUGAAGUCACUCCGGAUUCUGCUACUUAUGAUAUAUUAUUGGAUAGUUUUUUCAAAAAUAAUUGCCUCGCACAAGCAAUGGAGCUAUUUCAUACUCUGGAAAGAUUUGGCCUUAAUCUUCGCAUUAACACCUAUAAUUGUAUCCUUGAUGGAUUAUGUAAAGCACGAAAGCUUGAUUUAGCGAGUGAACUAUUUGGAAAGUUGUCUCAUAAGGGUUUGGAACCAACAGAUUUUACAUAUAACAUCAUGAUUGAUGGCUUUUCUAAGUUUGGAAAUGGCAAAUAA
Fraxinus pennsylvanica is the source of this 1395-nucleotide messenger RNA. The record is from the annotation of a GenBank genome assembly. Lineage: Eukaryota; Viridiplantae; Streptophyta; Magnoliopsida; Lamiales; Oleaceae.